AUGGACGGCGUUCUCCUUGAUGAUCCGACUUUGUAUCGUCAGCUGGUGGGAAGUCUGAUCUACCUGACUGUCACUCGACCGGAUAUUGCUUAUGCCGUCCAUAUCGUCAGUCAGUUUAUGUCUGUUCCUCGGACGACUCAUCAUUCUGCUGUCCUACGGAUUCUCCGGUACGUCAAAGGUACCCUUCUUCAUGGGCUUCAUUAUUCCGCUCGUUCCUCCUUAGUUUUGACCGGGUAUUCUGACGCUGAUUGGGCGGGAGAUCCCUCUGAUCGCCGCUCGACCACCGGGUUUUGCUUCUUCCUUGGCGACUCGCUUAUUUCAUGGCGCAGCAAGAAACAGACGGUUGUCUCCCGGUCCAGUGCAGAGUCCGAAUAUAGAGCCCUUGCCGAUACCGCUGCCGAGCUUCUAUGGCUUCGCUGA
This is a messenger RNA of Andrographis paniculata, 420 nucleotides long. RefSeq lists its product as uncharacterized. The coding region runs from base 1 to 420 and encodes 139 amino acids. The record is from RefSeq and is a predicted model, not a curated record. Lineage: Eukaryota; Viridiplantae; Streptophyta; Magnoliopsida; Lamiales; Acanthaceae. The transcript has a single exon.